CCAUUUCCACUCCGCAGCUAAGCUGACUGGCUGCAAUGGAGCUGUGUCGCCACCGCACCCACCACCCUCGUCCAUGCUCAAGGCCAUUCCGCCGCCACCGGUCCAAACUGCUGGAUCCCAAGCGCCCAGGGCACCAUCUGGAGCGCGCUUGACGAAAGCAUGUAUAACAACAUGGAGUUGGAGUCCGUAGACAAACUCUUUUCGGCUUACCAGAAGAAUUGGGAUUCGGCCACCGAUGGCUCCUAUGAGGAUCUGCGUGUAACUGACGGCAAGCAAGCAAAGCAGAAGGUGCUCUCAGUGAUCGAUGGACGCCGGGCCCGGAACUAAAAUAUUGGUGCUUUUGUCCUGGCAGGAUUUCCCAAUACGAGCAAAAGCAGAAGAAACUCCACUACAGAAAGCGCUUUAUGCCGACGGUCAACGAUUUUAUACCGCGCAUCACCAGUGUAAUGGAGGCUUACCGCGAAAUGACCAGUUCCCGACGUCUGCGCAAGCUCCUUGAGCUGGUUCUGGUUUUGGGCAACUACAUGAACCGCGGGGCACGUGGCAACGUCUCCGGAUUCCGACUAAUCUCACUUAAUCACCUGGCCGACACCAAGUCCAGUGCCGCCAAGGGCACCAGCCUGGGCGUAAAUUCAAGGAUCCACUGAAGCUGGAGGAUGACAUUCUGCAUGCCCGUGAGGCUGCCAAGGUGUCGCUGAGAGAGAUGGGCAAGGAUAUCCAGAUGCUGCGUACCGGCCUGGCGGAUGUGGCACGGGUAAUCGAGUUCCAUCGAAGUUCUGGCCCCGCCCAGCAGGGUGAUCGCUUUUUGCCCGUCAUACGGGAGCUCCACGCCUCGGCCUCGGUGCGCUUUGCUGAGCUGGAGGACAAGUUCCAGGACAUAAGACUGGCUUACUUUGUUUUGUUUAAUAAGACAAUGAAUAAAUGUAAUUAGUCAUUCCCAUA
Molecule: messenger RNA, 942 nt
Organism: Drosophila serrata
Lineage: Eukaryota; Metazoa; Arthropoda; Insecta; Diptera; Drosophilidae
Source: RefSeq, a predicted model, not a curated record